Molecule: messenger RNA, 1239 nt
Organism: Rhagoletis zephyria (snowberry fruit fly)
Lineage: Eukaryota; Metazoa; Arthropoda; Insecta; Diptera; Tephritidae
Product: zinc finger MYM-type protein 1-like
Source: RefSeq, a predicted model, not a curated record
AUGGAUAAAGAAAAAAAGAAAACCUCAUGGGGUAAAUUGUGGACAAAAAAAUAUCCAUGGAUUAAAAAGGCAAAACCGGUUGCUCCUCCACUGUCGAGCCAAAGUGAAGCUGGCACGUCAAGCCAAAGUGAUGCUGUCACGUCAAGUCAAAGUGAAGCUGAAGUGUCGAAUCUAAGUGCGAGUGCAAUGCAGAUAAAUGAACCUACUGAUGCAAUGGAAACAGAAAAUUACGAUGAGAAUACCGAUUUCACUGAAAUGCACGAAACAACUAGCGAAACAACCGAAACCCACGAAGAAGAUUCAAUUCCAAUGGAUGAUUCAACCAUUGACACAACUGAAGUCAUUUCCGAAUUCGACUUGGGUCUAUUUAUGAACAAGCCAUUAUCAUCAGAGCAAAGAUCUCUGUUAUUAAAAAGAUGUUGGGUACCACCACAAGACUACGAUUUUGCAGUAGACUCCGAUGAUUCAAAACGAAACUUUCUCCACAAUUGGUUACAAGUUUAUAAACCUUGGCUUGUUUAUUCAAAGAAAGAAAAGGGCGCUCUUUGCUUACAUUGCGUUCUAUUUCAUAAAACUACAGUGCAAGGCUUUUUAGGCGCAUUCGUUGUUAAGUCAUUCACCAAAUACAAAGAUAUGCACGAAUUGAGCAGAAAUCACGCAAGAAGCAAAUGGCAUCAAACUUCAAUGAAAGCUGCUAUUGAAUUUACAACUGCCAAGCCAGUGGACCUACAGAUGGUAACAGGACAUCAGAAGUUAAUUGAAGAAAACAAGAAAAUAAUCCGUUCGAUCAUAUCAAACAUAAUUUUUUGUGGAACAACCGAUUCACCAUUAAGAGGAAAAGAUGAAGAUUCCGGAAUAUUCAUGGAUCUCAUUCGCUUGAGAAUUGAGGCCGGAGAUGAAUCUCUUAAAAAACACUUUGAAGAAGGACCAAAAAAUGCGAAAUACACCUCACCAGAAAUUCAAAACGAGAUAAUUGCAUUAUGUGGCGAGGUAGUGAAAGAUAUGAUAAUUGCUGACGCUAAAAAGGCAUCAGCAUACAGCAUUUUGGCUGAUGAAACAGCAGAUAUAUCAGGAAAAGAGCAACUGUCAUUGGGUAUUCGAUUUUACGACAAAAGCCAAGCAAAAAUACGAGAAGAAUUCAUGGGUUUCUCUGAACUAAAUGCGAUGGACGCUCCAACAAUUGCAGAUGAAAUUGAUCGCGCAGUCUACGAAACACUAUUGGCACCAUCAAAGACAUAA